AUGAGCUGCCAACUCACUCUGACAUGGUCCCUCCUGUUUGGUUCAUUGACUCCCAUGGGAUCUCUGAAUGCCAUUUCAUGGGAGGUGCAGCGAUUUGAUGGAUGGUACAACAACCUCAAGGAGCACAGAUGGGGCAUCAAAGGAUCUAGGCUGCAGCGCCUGGUUCCAGCCAGCUAUGCAGAUGGCGUGUACCAACCCUUGGGAGAACCUCACCUUCCCAACUCCAGAGACAUCAGCAACACUGCCAUGAGGGGCCCUGCUGGGCAGGCUUCACUGCAAAACCGCACAGUGCUGGGAGUCUUCUUUGGAUAUCACGUCCUCUCAGACCUGGUGAGUGUGGACAGACCUGGCUGCCCUGCUGAGUUCCUCAACAUCCGCAUCCCGCCCGGAGACCCCGUGUUCGAUCCCAACAAGCGCGGGGACGUGGUGCUGCCUUUCCAGAGGAGCCGCUGGGACCCUGAGACCGGACAGAGCCCCAGCCACCCCCGGGACCUGAUCAACGAGGUGACCGGCUGGCUGGAUGGUAGCUCCAUCUAUGGUUCCUCACACUCCUGGAGUGACGCGCUGCGGAGCUUCUCUGGGGGACAGUUGGCGUCUGGGCGGGACCCCGCCUUCCCUCAGGACGCACAGGAACCCAAAAUGAUGUGGAAUGCUCCCGACCCCGCCACGGGCCAGCGCGGUCCCCAGGGGCUGUAUGCCUUCGGAGCGGAGCAAGGAAACCGUGAGCCCUUCCUGCAGGCGCUGGGGCUGCUGUGGUUCCGCUACCACAACGUGUGGGCGCAGAGGCUGGCCAAGGAGCACCCGCACUGGGGGGACGAGGAGCUGUUCCAGCACGCGCGCAAGAGGGUCAUCGCCACCUACCAGAACAUUGCUUUCUAUGAGUGGCUGCCCACCUUCCUGCAGAAGAUGCCCCCAGAGUAUGCAGGGUACCAGCCAUUUCUGGACCCCAGCAUCUCGCCGGAGUUUCUGGCAGCCUCUGAACAGUUCUUCUCCACCAUGGUGCCCCCUGGCGUCUACAUGAGAAAUGCCAGCUGCCACUUCCAGAAGGUCCUCAACCAGGAUUCAAGUAUCUCUGGAGCUUUCCGAGUCUGCAACAGCUACUGGAACCGAGAGCAUCCCAACCUACAAAGUGCUGAAAAUGUGGAUGCACUGCUGCUGGGCAUGGCCUCCCAGAUUGCAGAGCGAGAGGACCAUGUGGUGGUUGAAGACCUGCGAGAUUUCUGGCCUGGACCACUGAAGUUUUCCCGUACAGACUACUUAGCUAGCUGCCUGCAGCGUGGCCGGGAUCUGGGUCUACCUUCCUAUACUAAGGCCAGGGCAGCACUGGGGCUACCUCCCAUUACCCAAUGGCAGGACAUCAACCCUACACUCUUCCAGAGCAAUCGCAAUGUGCUGGAGGCCACAGCUGCCCUCUACAACCAGGACAUCUCCCGGCUGGAGCUGCUCCCUGGGGGGCUCCUGGAAAGCCAUGGUAACCCGGGACCCCUCUUCACAGCCAUUGUCUUUGAUCAGUUUGUGCGACUGCGAGAUGCUGACCGCUACUGGUUUGAGAACACAGGGAAUGGGCUGUUUUCAAAGGAAGAGAUUGCAGAGAUCAGAAAUACUUCCCUAAGGGACAUCCUAGUGGCCGUCACCAAGAUGAAUCCCAGUGCUGUGCAGCCCAAUGUCUUUAUCUGGCAUGCAGGAGACCCUUGUCCUCAGCCAAGACAGCUCAGCACUGAAGGCCUGCCAGCCUGUGUGCCUCCUGUUGUUCGAGACUACUUUCAAGGCAGAGGCUUUGGUUUCGGAGUCACCAUCGGGAUUCUCUGCUGCUUCCCACUGGUUAGCCUGCUCAGUGCCUGGAUUGUUGCCCGGCUCCGGAGCAGAAGUUUCAAGAGGCUCCAGGGCCAAGACCGCCAGAGCAUCAUGUCUGAGAAGCUCAUAGAGGGUGUGAGAGUUCUGGAAUGGCAAGGUCGGAAGGAGCCCUGCCGCCCUGUGCUUGUGCACCUGCAGCCAGGCCAGAUCCGGGUGGUAGAUGGCAGGCUCUCCGUACUCCGUACUGUUCAGCUGCGGCCACCACAGCAGGUCAACCUCAUCCUGUCCAGCAACCACGGACGACGUACUCUGCUGCUGAAGAUCCCCAAGGAGUAUGACCUGGUGUUGCUGUUUAACGUAGAGGAGGAGCGGCAGGCGCUAGUGGACACCCUUCGGGUGAUUCUGAAGGAGAGUGGGCUGCACUUCCAGGAGUGGGAGCUUCGGGAGCAGGAGCUCAUGAGGGCAGCUGUAACCCGGGAGCAGCGGAGCCACCUCCUGGAGACCUUUUUCAGGCACCUCUUCUCCCAGGUGCUGGACAUUAACCAGGCAGAUGCUGGGACUUUGCCCCUGGACUCCUCACAGAAGGUUCGAGAGGCCCUGACAUGUGAGCUGAGCAGAGCUGAGUUUGCCGAGUCUCUUGGCCUCAAGCCACAGGACAUGUUUGUGGAGUCCAUGUUCUCUCUGGCCGACAAGGAUGGCAACGGCUACCUGUCCUUCCGGGAGUUCCUGGACAUCCUGGUGGUCUUCAUGAAAGGCUCCCCUGAAGAGAAGUCUCGCCUUAUGUUUCGCAUGUACGACUUUGAUGGGAAUGGCCUUAUUUCCAAGGAUGAGUUUAUUAGGAUGCUAAGGUCCUUCAUUGAGAUCUCUAAUAACUGUCUGACCAAGGACCAGCUGGCCGAGGUGGUGGAGUCCAUGUUCCGGGAGUCAGGCUUCCAGGACAAGGAGGAGCUGACAUGGGAAGACUUCCACUUCAUGCUGCGGGACCACGACAGCGAGCUCCGCUUCACACAACUCUGCGUCAAAGGGGUGGAGGUGCCUGAAGUAAUUAAGGAUUUCUGCCGGCGUGCCUCCUACAUCAGCCAGGAGAAGCUCUGUCCUUCUCCCAGAGUGAGUGCCCGCUGUUCCCACAACAACCUGGAGGCCGAGGCAACACUACAAAGACUGCAGUGCCCCAUGGACACAGACUCUCCCCAGGAGAUUCGACGGAGGUUUGGCAAGAAGGUAACGUCGUUCCAGCCACUGCUGUUCACCGAGGCGCACCGAGAGAAGUUUCAGCGCAGUCGCCGCCACCAGACUGUGCAGCAGUUUAAACGCUUCAUUGAGAACUACCGGCGCCACAUUGGCUGUGCGGCGGUGUUUUACGGCGUCGCCGGGGGGCUGUUCCUGGAGCGGGCCUACCACUAUGGCUUUGCUGCUCACCACAAGGGCAUCACAGACACCACACGCGUGGGCAUCAUCCUGUCUCGGGGAACGGCGGCCAGCAUCUCCUUCAUGUUCUCCUACAUCCUACUCACCAUGUGCCGCAACCUCAUCACCUUCCUGCGGGAGACCUUCCUCAACCGCUACAUCCCCUUCGAUGCUGCUGUGGACUUCCAUCGUCUCAUUGCCUCCACUGCCAUCGUCCUCACAGUCUUACACAGUGCUGGCCACGUGGUGAAUGUGUACCUGUUCUCCAUCAGCCCUCUCAGUGUCCUGUCCUGCCUCUUCCCUGGUCUCUUCCACAAUGAUGGAUCUGAGUUCCCCCAGAAGUAUUACUGGUGGUUCUUCCAGACUGUGCCAGGCCUCACGGGAGUUAUGCUGCUCCUGGUGCUGGCCAUCAUGUAUGUGUUCGCCUCCCACCACUUCCGCCGCCGCAGCUUCCGGGGCUUCUGGCUGACCCACCACCUCUACAUCCUGCUCUACAUCCUGCUCAUCAUCCAUGGCAGCUUCGCCCUGAUUCAGAUGCCCCGUUUCCAUCUCUUCUUCCUCGCCCCGGCACUCAUCUAUGGGGCAGACAAGCUGGUGAGCCUGAGCCGGAAGAAAGUGGAGAUCAGUGUGGUGAAGGCUGAGUUGCUGCCCUCAGGAGUGACCCACUUGCAGUUUCAGCGACCUCAAGGUUUUGAGUACAAGUCAGGGCAGUGGGUGCGGAUCGCCUGCCUGGCCCUCGGGACCACCGAGUACCACCCCUUUACACUCACCUCUGCACCCCAUGAGGACACGCUCAGCCUGCACAUCCGAGCAGCAGGGCCCUGGACUACCCGCCUCAGGGAGAUCUACGCAUCCCCAAUGGGUGAUGGCAGCGCCAGAUACCCAAAGCUAUACCUCGAUGGACCAUUUGGAGAAGGCCAUCAAGAGUGGCAUAAGUUUGAGGUGUCAGUACUGGUGGGAGGGGGCAUUGGGGUCACCCCCUUUGCCUCCAUCCUCAAAGACCUGGUCUUCAAGUCAUCUGUCAGCUGCCAAGUGUUCUGUAAGAAGAUCUACUUCAUCUGGGUGACACGGACCCAGCGGCAGUUCGAGUGGCUGGCUGACAUCAUCCGGGAGGUGGAGGAGAAUGAUCGGCAGGACCUGGUAUCAGUGCACAUCUACAUCACCCAGCUGGCGGAGAAGUUCGACCUCAGGACCACCAUGCUGUACAUCUGUGAGCGGCACUUCCAGAAGGUCCUGAACCGGAGCCUGUUCACUGGUCUCCGCUCUGUCACCCACUUUGGCCGUCCGCCCUUCGAGCCCUUCUUCAACUCACUACAGGAAGUCCACCCACAGGUUCAGAAGAUUGGGGUGUUUAGCUGUGGCCCCCCAGGCAUGACUAAGAAUGUGGAAAAAGCCUGUCAGCUCAUCAAUAAGCAGGACCGGACUCAUUUCUCCCAUCACUAUGAGAACUUCUAG
Messenger RNA from Elephantulus edwardii (Cape elephant shrew), 4656 nucleotides. RefSeq names its product dual oxidase 1 (gene DUOX1). The coding region runs from base 1 to 4656 and encodes 1551 amino acids. The record is from RefSeq and is a predicted model, not a curated record. Gene Ontology annotation, cellular component: NADPH oxidase complex; plasma membrane. Gene Ontology annotation, molecular function: peroxidase activity; superoxide-generating NAD(P)H oxidase activity; heme binding. The transcript has 33 exons. Lineage: Eukaryota; Metazoa; Chordata; Mammalia; Macroscelidea; Macroscelididae. Gene Ontology annotation, biological process: response to oxidative stress; defense response; superoxide anion generation.